AUGAAAUUUUUUCAUGGCAAUCCCCGUAAGCCUGUUGAGUCGUUCGCCACUCAUUUUAAAGUACUCACGAUUUGCGGUUUGUGGCCACCGGUUGAUGCGAGCCCCUCUGCCAAGUAUUGGUACAACAUCUACAGCUGGUUCUGUCUCAUUUUGUGGCUUUAUGUGUUUGUGUACACGCAAUUUAUGUAUCUUUUUGAGAUUCGAGAUUUGGUUGAUUUGGCAAAUUCUUUGUAUUUUUUCCUCAUUCAAAUUGUGUUGAUACCAAAAUUGCAUUAUUUGAGGAAAAAUGGAGAUCGAAUAAGGAAAUGUAUUGAACAGCUAAAGUCUGAGUUGUUUCUUUCGCAGGAUGAAGAGGAAGAUAAAUUUAUCAACUACGCGAUUUUUCGCACCCGUUUAUUCCAUCGGAUGGAAAUCUCAUUGUGCUACACCUGCAUCAUCGUAUGGGCCAUCACAGUAUUCAUCGAAGGAAGCGGCAAAACUCAAAUGAUUCCUGCGAAAUUUCCCUUUGACACAACCAAAGGUCCCGGUUUCAUUUUCUCUUUCAUCUAUCAGAUUUUUAGUGUUAGUUACAGCGCUUUCACCCACAUGACGAUGGAUACUCUUGCUACCGGCUUGUUCUUUCAUGCGGCAUCACAAAUUAAUCGACUCGGUUACAGGCUUUCUAACCUCGGUCAUAAUGAAUUAAAAGCAUGCACUUCUCAAACAAGUCAUCGUAUUAAUUGGGCAAGGCAUGCGACGCAUAAUUUGAACGUUAAUGCAAUUAAGAUGCAGCAUGCGAGUGACAAGCAACCAACGAAGACGAAGAAGAAACGUCACUACCAGGAAUUAAUGAAAUGCAUAAAACAUCACAAGGAAAUAAUUGCCUACACGACGGAACUCGAAGAUGUUUUCAAAGAAUCACUUUUUGGGCAACUCAUGACAACUCUCAUAAUCCUUUGCAUGACGGAAUUUCUGCUGAUGAACUUCCAAAAAGGCAAUUCUUUGAUGUUCGCAAACGUUUUUCCGUACUUUCUGAUUGUGACAUUUCAAAUUUGGCAGCUUUGUUACACGGGAAAUGAGGUCUUUUAUGCGUCAAAGCAACUCAUGGAAAAGGCAUAUUUUUCGCAUUUUAUCGACUUUGAUAUUAAAACGUCGAAGACGUUAGUCACAUUUAUGGAACGGCUCAAGCGUGAUACUCCCGUAAAAUGUGGCUUUGUAUUUACGAUUACGUUAAAUAUUCAGACAUUCAUGUCGAUCAUGCGAGCCUCAUAUUCGUAUUUUGCUGUUUUGAGAUCCGUUGAUGGCUAA
Messenger RNA from Culicoides brevitarsis, 1287 nucleotides. RefSeq names its product odorant receptor Or1-like. The transcript has 9 exons. The record is from RefSeq and is a predicted model, not a curated record. Gene Ontology annotation, biological process: sensory perception of smell; detection of chemical stimulus involved in sensory perception of smell. Gene Ontology annotation, molecular function: odorant binding; olfactory receptor activity. Gene Ontology annotation, cellular component: plasma membrane. Lineage: Eukaryota; Metazoa; Arthropoda; Insecta; Diptera; Ceratopogonidae. The coding region runs from base 1 to 1287 and encodes 428 amino acids.